This is a messenger RNA of Scylla paramamosain (green mud crab), 1528 nucleotides long. Its product is annotated as HIG1 domain family member 2A, mitochondrial-like. The coding region runs from base 166 to 480 and encodes 104 amino acids. The record is from RefSeq and is a predicted model, not a curated record. The transcript has 3 exons. Gene Ontology annotation, cellular component: mitochondrion. Gene Ontology annotation, biological process: mitochondrial respirasome assembly. NCBI's taxonomy places the organism in Eukaryota, Metazoa, Arthropoda, Malacostraca, Decapoda, Portunidae.
UUACUCGUACAGGUUUGUGUGGAGCAACAAACUUAACUUUGUUAAACGAAAUCUCGCUCCCAUUAUUAGUGAGCCUGUUGAACGAAGCGAGUUAGUCAACACACACACACACACACAUACAUAACACAGUCAGUCUGUGUCUGGCACCGUGUGUUUACUGACAAGAUGGCAGAGCAAGGACAAAGCAAAGAACCCAAGGAAUUUACAGAGCUGGACUGGAUUACUCUCAAGAAUGACCUCAACUCAGAACAAGUAUUGAAAGUUGAAACAUCAUCCUCAAAAUUCUACCGAAAAUUCCAUGAAAAUCCAUUUGUGCCAGUUGGUUGUGGCUUAACAACGGUUGCACUGAUUUACGGGCUGUACAGCUUCAGCACUGGGAAGCGUGGCACAUCACAAAACAUGAUGAGAUUGAGAGUGGUGGCUCAGGGAUUUACUGUGGCUGCUCUCAUGUUGGGUAUUGCAAAGACAUCCAUGUCUUGAAGCAACAGAAGACAUUAUCUCCUUGAGUGUAAGUGAUCUGAGAAUAUCGCAAGAUUGACUCUUUCUGUAGUAAAUGACAAUGGUCACUUGUAUUUUUCAGUUUUGUACCUUCUUCAAGAUACGUUUUCCUCCAACAAAAAUUACAAAUUUAGAUAUACAAGGUGAAUGCAAAAGAUUGAAAAGAAAUAUAUUUGUUGUAACUCAGUAUAUAUAGGGCAGAAUCCUAAUUUUGCAUUAAUUUAUUAGUGUUUUAAGAUAAAUCUGAAUAAUAUUUGAUGUCCUGAGAUAGAUGCUUAUCUAAAUGCUCUUCAAACAUGGUGUUGCUUGCAAUCAUUGAUUUAAUACAUCUUAAUUCUCUCACACCACUGCAGUCCAUCUUUCUCCCUCUUCUGUUAUUUCCAUGGUUACCACUCUUUUGAAUUUGCAAACUGCAUGCCUUCCUUCUUCAAAUGAUCUCAUUGUACAACUUUCUACAUACUCUCAAUCCUAUUAUGUCCAUCUUAGUAAUGCAAGCAUUAACCAUUAUCUUGUCUUUUUCAUUCCUUUCACUGGUAAACUCUGCAUUUCCCUGUUUCUCUUUUUUUCCCUUUUUCAGUGACUUGAACUGUUUCAAAAGAAAAGCAUCAAAACAACUCAGAAACCAAAUUGGUCAUCUCUCUUGGGUUUUGUGUUUCUCUUUGAGAGUAACAUUAUGAGUAGGCUGCUCUCUCUCUCUCUCUCUCUCUCUCUCUCUCUCUCUCUCUCCUCUCUCUCUCUCUCUCUCUCUCUCUCUCUCUCUCUCUCUCUCUCUCUCUCUCUCUCUCUCUCUCUCUCUCUCUCUCUCUCUCUCUCUCUCUCUCUCUCUCUCUCUCUCUCUCUCUCUCUCUCUCUCUCCAAUGGCAUAAGAUUCAAGAAAAAUAUGGGACAAUACUUCCACCUGUUAGCAUUUUUAAUCAAUGAUAGCUGAUAUGAUCUGUCUUUAUCUCAGGGCACCAGUGUCAAACAUCUACUUGCUUGAUAACAAGCAAAAUAUCACACACACACACACACACACACACACACACACACA